AUGGCCAUCUAUCUCUUACCUUUCUUCUCUUUAAUUUUAUUCCUGCAGCUCUCCAUCCAUGUUCGUGCGUCAGCACUGACGACGGCCAUUGGUGCCAACGAAAGACUUUGCUUCUACGCCGAUGUGGACAAGGCAGGAGAGAAGAUUGGUUUCUACUUUGCGGUCCAAGCGGGAGGUUCAUUCGACAUUGACUUUGAUGUGAAAGAUCCAGCUGAGAAGGUGCUCCUCGACGGUGUUCGAGAGCGACAGGGUGAUUAUGUUCUCACGGCAAAUACCGUCGGAGAAUACGCCUUUUGCUUCGAGAACGAUAUGUCCACGCUUACGGAGAAACUCAUUGAUUUCGACAUCAUGGUCGAGAGUGAACCGCGAAGAGAGCCACCGGCGAAGCCAGGCCAGAUUUCCGAGCACACUAGUGCAUUAGAGGAGAGUAUAUUCAGGCUAAAUGGUAUGCUGCAGAACAUCAAAAGAACGCAGAAAUAG
Fibroporia radiculosa is the source of this 480-nucleotide messenger RNA. RefSeq lists its product as uncharacterized. The transcript has 3 exons. Gene Ontology annotation, biological process: intracellular protein transport; Golgi organization; protein retention in ER lumen. The record is from RefSeq and is a predicted model, not a curated record. Lineage: Eukaryota; Fungi; Basidiomycota; Agaricomycetes; Polyporales; Fibroporiaceae. Gene Ontology annotation, cellular component: endoplasmic reticulum-Golgi intermediate compartment; endoplasmic reticulum; Golgi apparatus. The coding region runs from base 1 to 480 and encodes 159 amino acids.